Molecule: messenger RNA, 1338 nt
Organism: Torulaspora delbrueckii
Lineage: Eukaryota; Fungi; Ascomycota; Saccharomycetes; Saccharomycetales; Saccharomycetaceae
Gene: VPS17
Product: retromer subunit VPS17
Exons: 1
Coding region: 1-1338 (445 amino acids)
Biological process (GO): retrograde transport, endosome to Golgi; intracellular protein transport
Cellular component (GO): endosome; retromer, tubulation complex
Molecular function (GO): phosphatidylinositol-3-phosphate binding
Source: RefSeq, a predicted model, not a curated record
AUGGAUCGGAAGUACAGGCUUGUGGUUAAAGUCACUGGGCUGGAACGAGUGGGUCCUAUUGGUAACAAGAGGGAGAAUCCUACGGUCGUUUUCGAUGUUUCUAGUAACGUACCCACGUUUCGUAAAUCGAAUCAUACAAAGGUACAGAAAUGUGCUGACGAGUUUAGACAACUGUUCAAAUAUUUGAACGGUGCAUUGCAAGAAAGUUUUAUACCAGCGUUGCCUCCGACAUUUACUAAUUUUGGGAUCAAUAGUAACGAUGAUUAUGCAAAGACAGUGGCGAAUUUUCAACAAUGGUUUGAUCGAGUCUGCGAGAAUCCACUAGUGGUGCGUAAUGAAGAAAUGGCUUUCUUCAUAGAGAGUGACUUUAACACCUAUUCACCAACGAAUAGCUUUAAAUUGCCCGCAUCGGGUCUAAAACGGAAGACCCUGAAACAGCUGUCACCUCCAUAUGAUGAAGUGGUGGAAUUAGCAGAGUUUAGACCACAAGUUAAAGCCUUACACUGGGGGAGUCAAGAGGUUCAAUCCAAACUUAUGAAGGUGUGCAGGGCGCGUAAGAUUCUAGCCCAAGAACAGAAUACUUUUGGUCAGAGGUUCGCAACGCUCAAUGAUACACAGGUUCUUUACAAGAAAUUUGGCAAGAUUCUCACUGCCACAGGCGAUAUCAAUAGCGUAAUGGCUACAUUAGAUUAUGCAACAUUGUACGAUGGGCUUGAGUGGAUAGUUAAGGACACGUACGUUGUGAAAGAAGCAUUGACAAAUAGGCACCUAGUAAUGCGGGAACUAGUACAGGCACAGCAGUUGUCGAAGACGAGGCAGGAGAACGCUCGUAAGCUCAGAGCCAAGCGUGAUAUUAGUCCGCUAAAAGUCGACGAGGCAUUGAGACAAUUGAAAGUAGCGACACAGGAUGAGAAUGAACUUACGGAUAAAUUGCAAAGAAUUACCAAAAACAUGACCCACGAGCGGGAACACUGGCUACAAUGGUAUGAAAACAUCCUCAGCUCCACGAUCAAAGAGUAUACAAUGCGCAAGAUUGAGUAUGAAAGAAAGAAACUUACGCUACUAGAACGUGUACGCACAGAUGUACGUCGUGCGGACUCGAACGGUGGACUAUCGCGUCUGGGACGCAAGUCUACAAACCCUUCAACCAACACAUCUCAAAGUACUGAGGGCGAUACUUGGACUGGUGAACAUCGUCAACGUACUCAAGUACAAGUCGAUAAAGUCGCACAUACCGAAUUUGAUAAAACGUUAGGCACUACAGAAACCCUCAAGAACGACACAACGUCCUUAGAUGCCCGUCAUGCUGCCCGUAUGUUAGGUUUGCCAACUUUCUAG